Peromyscus leucopus (white-footed mouse) is the source of this 3325-nucleotide messenger RNA. RefSeq names its product family with sequence similarity 83 member B (gene Sack1b). Gene Ontology annotation, cellular component: cytoplasm; membrane. Gene Ontology annotation, biological process: epidermal growth factor receptor signaling pathway. The record is from RefSeq and is a predicted model, not a curated record. NCBI's taxonomy places the organism in Eukaryota, Metazoa, Chordata, Mammalia, Rodentia, Cricetidae.
CUCUUGCCUCUGCACAGAUGAACAUUUGAAAGUACCAUCGUCAAACAUCGGCAACCAUGGAAACCUCAUCAAUGCUUUCCUCACUAAAUGAUGAGUAUAGAUCUGACAACUACAUUGAGCCACACUACAAGGAGUGGUACCGUGUGGCUGUGGAUGCUCUGAUUGAACAUGGGUUAGAAGCCUACCAAGAAUUCCUCGUUAAGGAGCGAGUUUCAGACUUUCUAGCUGAGGAAGAAAUUAAUUAUAUUUUGAAAAAUGUCCAGAAGUUUGCACAAAAUACAGAACGUGGCUCUGAUAAUUCUUGUGAUGGUGGCUCGUCUUCGGGGACUUAUUGGCCCAACGUGUCUGAUGUGGAGGCUCCAAAUCUUGAUUUAGGCUGGCCAUAUGUGAUGCCCGGACUCUUAGGGAGUACCCAUAUAGACCUCCUCUUUCAUCCCCCGAGAGCACAUCUACUUACAAUAAAGGAAACUGUUCGGAAGAUGAUAAAAGAAGCAAGAAAGGUCAUUGCUAUAGUGAUGGACAUAUUUACUGAUGUGGAUAUUUUCAAAGAAAUAGUGGAGGCAUCAACUCGAGGGAUAUCUGUAUAUAUUUUACUUGAUGAGUCCAAUUUUAAUCAUUUUCUAACUAUGACUGAAAAACAAGGUUGUCAAAUUCAACGUCUCAGGAACAUUCGAGUACGGACAGUAAAAGGCCAAGAUUAUCUUUCGAAAACAGGAGCAAAAUUCCAUGGGAAAAUGGAACAGAAAUUUUUGUUAGUUGACUGCCAGAAAGUGAUGUACGGUUCUUACAGCUACAUGUGGUUAUUUGAAAAAGCUCAUCUCAGCAUGGUUCAGAUAAUCACAGGACACCUUGUAGAGUUAUUUGACGAAGAAUUCCGAACGCUCUAUGCCAGGUCCUGUGUCCCAAGUUCUUUUGCUCAGGAAGAAUCAGCCAGGGUGAAGCCCGGCAAACCUCUGUGGGAGAAUGGCGUUUACCAGCGCUCCAUUUCUUCAUUAGCUUCUGUUUCCAGCCAAAGAAACCUUUUCAGUAGACAAGACCAAAUGCACACACUAGACUCUAGUUACUUCAAAGGCAGAGGGAUGUAUACCCUAAACGAACAUGACAAACAUAGCAUGAGAAAUCACGGGUACAAGCCCCAUUUUGUUCCAAACUUCAAUGGUCCAAAUGCAAUCCGUCAGUUUCAACCCGGGCAGAUCAAUGAAAACUGGAAAAGGCAUAGUUACGCUGGUGAACAGCCGGAAACAACUCCAUACCUGCUGCUCAACAGAGCUCUGAAUCGAACUCAUAAUGCUCCUGGACACUGGAGAAGACCUUCAGACAGUCUCAGUGUGGCCUCCUCAUUACGGGGAGGCCAGGCGAGCCAGAAAAACAUCCCUGCUCAGAGUUUUGCCGAUCGGCUCGCCCAGAGAAAAACAACAAAUCUUGCCGAAAGGAAUUCAAAUGUGCGGAGGUCAUUUAAUGGAACAGAUAAUCACAUCCGCUCUUUACAGCAGCGGAUGCCAACCCUGGAGAAUACCACAAAGUCUUUCCUACGAAGCUGGAGAAUUGACUCCUACUUAAGUGAUAAUUCAGACGCCCCACCUGACUCAAAUGGGUACCUGGGUGACAGAUUUGAGGGCUAUGAUAAUCCCGAGAACGUGAAAGCCAAUGCACUCUACGCUCAUUCGAGGCUUCGUUCCUCAUUUGUGUUUAAACCAACUUUACCUGAACAAAAAGAAGUCAACAGCUGUACAACUGGCUCCUCAAAUUCCACCAUCAUCGGCUCUCAAGGAAGCGAUACACCUAGGGAGGUCCCAGAUAACUCCACAAAUGCACAGCCCUUGACAGAAAAACCCUUGCCUGACUCAAUUCCCAAGCUCCCAGCACAGUCAGAGGUACCAAAAAUACACAGCUUGCAGAUUCCCGAAAAACAACCAGCAAUCAUGAACCAAAUAACCAAUGGCCGAGCAGAAUUAAACAACUGUAUAUAUACAAAUCUGUGUGUAAAUAAGCAGACAGAGAACAUAAAAAACCAGCAAAGCGAGAAUCUGCUCAAAAGGCGAAGUUUCCCAUCCUUUGACCACUCAAAAGUCAAUUUGGAUCAUGGAAAUAGCAAGAAUUAUGUGUAUAGUACCCUUACCAGAAAUCGAAUUAGACAACCAGAAAAACCCAAAGAGGAUGUGCUGAAGAGUUCUAAAAGCAUGCACAAUGUGACCCACAGUUCAGAUGAGGAAGAGGAGGCCAUCAAGAGAGCCCCUCCAAGUAGCUCAGCCACCAAAUCUAUUUCCAUUGCUGCUUUGCUUGAGGUGAACAAAGAGGAACCUAGCAAAGACCUCUCUUCCAAGAAGGAAGUUAAAGGCUCCCCAAGUUUUUUGAAAAAGGGGUCUCAGAAGUUAAGGUCCUUACUUAGCCUCACUCCAGAAAAGAGAGAAAACCUAUCUAAGAACAAGGCACCUGCGUUUUACAGAAUGUGUAGUAGUUCUGAUACUUUGGUUUCUGAGGGUGAAGAGAAUCAGAAGCCCAAAAAAUCCGAGCCCAGGGUUGAUUCAUCUCCUAGAAGAAAACGUUCCUCCUCAUCAAAUUCUCAAGGCAGCAUCCACAAGAGCAAGGAGAACAUAGCAGUUAGCUCAUCUCCAGGGAUAAAUUCCCAAGCAGAGGAAUGUAGGAGAAUAGCUCCUUCUCCUACUCCUGUUGAAAGGAGGCUUUCAGAGAGAGCGGGAGAUGCCUCUGCCCCAAGAUUUAACACCGAGCAGAUCCAAUACCGUGAUUCGAAAGAGAUCAACGCGGUCCUUGCCCCUCAAAGACGGCCAACCUCUUCUCCAGUGCUAAAGUCCAAUGAGCUCCUGAGAUCUCAUUCAACCAACCAGCGAGUUUACAGUCGAUUUGAGCCAUUUUGUAAGAUUGAGAGCUCUAUUCAGCCAGCGAGCAGCAUGACAAAUACACAUGUCAAUCGCCCAGAAGUCAAAUCCACAACUAUGGGCAGUAGUUACGGCAGGUCCAGCCCGAUGCUGAAUUACAAGACUGGUGCUUACAAUUCAUACGCCACCAAUGAAAACAAGUUCCGAGGAUUCAUGCAAAAGUUUGGAAACUUCAUACACAAAAACAAGUGACAUUACAUUCAUUUCAAAUUGCAAUUGAAAUAUAAAAUGAAUGUGACUGUAAAUAUUUAUCCAAAGGACACUGCCCGGAUUUUUGUGCCAUGCCAAGAGCAUUCUGCAUUGGAACUGGGGAAAUGUGUAGUAGUGUACAGAACAGUUCAUCUUUUGUGGUAAAAAUUAGUUGUACUUGGUUAGCCUACAAAGGACUAUCCCAGUAAACACAUUAAAAGGUUGUUUUUAAAUGACAA